CCUCCCCACUGAUACGUGUUUCCCCAGUGGAAUUCUCCAGUAGAGAGUAUUAAUUGUUGUUGAAGCAAAAUAGAGCUCAAAGGCACAACAAAACAUUACUUUAUUACACACAAUUUUGACUAAAUGGUGAAGCAUUUGCCUCGAUUUCAGUUCCCUAUAAGCCUAAAUUCAACUGCCUCUUCUUCUCCUGGAAUCCCGCUUACUUCAUCGCACCUUCAUCCUCCAUUUGCCCUUAUUAAAAUAUCUUUAUUUUUUCCACUGGCCAUGUUUUCUCUUACAGUUUAUAUGGUUUUCUCAGAUUCACGCUUUCCAUUUGCUUUGCGUACUCUUCAAAAAGCUCACUAUUUGUGUUCUCACGUCUUUUUCGUGACCUCUUUUGCUGUACCUAGGUGCUUGCACUAUUGUACGGAAACCCAAGGAACGAUUUUGGGAUUGCUUAAUUUAUUGUCAAACAGGGUAUUUUUAGCUGUUGCUCCUAUAUGUAGUAGCUGAGAUUGGGAAAAUCUUUUCUGGGCAUUGAAAGAUUUUGAGUUCUUGAUUGGAAUCUGGAAGUUUCUGAAGAUUUAUUGGUUAAUUCAAUGUCCUCUGCGGUUAAGUUGGAAUCAAUUAUCUGUGAUGACGGUGAGGAGCCAGGUCAUAUAUCUGUAAAUGGACAGGUAGCAUUUGCCAAAAGACUAAAUGUGGUACACAAAAUACUUGACGGAUUCCGUAGGAAAGGGGUAUGGUCGGCUGGCAAGAUAUCAAUUGCUGCAGAACGAAGAGCAGCUAGUGACAGGUUUUCCAAAAGCAAUCAAGCUGUGGAUAGCGAAGAAAAAAGGGAACAUGGAUCUGGAAGAAAAUCUGGCCCUCUUUUGUCUGGAACUGCAUAUUGCCUUUCUUCUUGUUGCAUGAUCCUGCUGAAUAAAAUUGUCCUUUCAAGUUAUUCUUUCAAUGCUGGUAUCUCGUUGAUGUUCUACCAGAACCUUAUCAGUACUCUUAUAGUUUGUAUACUGGGUUGCUCUGGAGCAGUUACUGUGGAGAAGCUUAAUUGGAAGCUCAUUAAAGUUUGGAUCCCCGUGAAUUUGAUCUUCAUUGGCAUGCUUGUUUCAGGCAUGUAUAGUUUGAAAUACAUAAAUAUUGCAAUGGUGACAAUUCUGAAGAAUGUGACAAAUAUUUUAACAGCAACUGGAGAGUUAUAUAUUUUUGGGAAGCGACAGAAUCAGAAAGUGUGGACUGCCAUGUUUCUUAUGAUUAUCUCUGCUAUAUCUGGAGGCAUAACAGACCUCUCAUUCGACGGGACGGGUUAUGCUUGGCAAUCAGUUAAUUGCAUUCUCACUGCAGGCUACUCACUCACACUGCGACAUGUCAUGGACAGAGCAAAGCAAUUUACAAAAUCUGGAUCGCUUAACGAAGUUUCAAUGGUAUUACUGAACAAUGGGAUAUCUAUACCUUUUGCUAUCGGCUUGAUCUUCCUGUUUGAUGAAUGGAAUUAUGUAAUUAAUGCGGAUGUAAUUAAGAUUCCAAUGUUCUGGGUUGCUGCAACAGCCAGUGGAUUGCUUGGGCUAGCCAUUAGCUUCACAUCUAUGUGGUUUUUGAAACAAACUGGUCCAACCACUUACAGUCUUGUAGGUUCCUUAAACAAGAUUCCCAUUUCAAUUGCUGGCCUUUUGGUGUUCAAGGUUCCUCUCAGUGUUCCCAAUUUAUUCAGCAUACUUUUCGGUCUACUUGCUGGAGUACUUUUUGCCAGGGCCAAGAUGUCUUGACACCGUGCUACACUCGGGUCCGAGAUAGGCGAUCUACCGCUUGGAAACUCAAAUAGCGUGCAUAUACAGAUUGACUAACAAUAAAAACUCUAAAACUCCAACAGAAUCACACAAGGAGUUCCUUCCCCUAUACAAGUCAGUGUAGGCAGUAGUAGGAGCCGAGAGCAAGAUACCAUAUUUAGUUACUCCUAUUUAUUUGGUCUGUCAGAUGCUCAUUCCAGGGAAAUGAAGCAUCUAUCAAUUUUGGUUUUUGUGAGCAGUAGUUAUUCAAUUCAGUCAUCUGAAAACCUUUUUCUUUUUCUGGAAUAAGGUCAAACUACAAAAAAUGCAUAUAUAACUACAUACACUGUAGAAAGGGAUAAAAGAAUUCCCUAUGGAUUUGGUGAAAAUAAUAUGACAGUAUCAGUUCGAGUUUGA
Nicotiana tabacum (common tobacco) is the source of this 2159-nucleotide messenger RNA. Its product is annotated as GDP-mannose transporter GONST2-like. The record is from RefSeq and is a predicted model, not a curated record. NCBI's taxonomy places the organism in Eukaryota, Viridiplantae, Streptophyta, Magnoliopsida, Solanales, Solanaceae.